CAUAAGAAAUAUAUAUUUCAUUUAAAGAAUUGAAGGAGAUACGUUUGAGAUAUAAUUGUAGCAUAUCUCUUUCCAUUCCUCCCACUUAAGUAAUUUUUCUUGGAAGAAUAUUUUGCAACGACAUAAACUUUGAUAUGAAAUCAAUGCAGUAAAGAAAAAAAUUAUUAAGAGCCACAGGCGUAAUUAUAAAUCUCUGAUUUACUUUACUAAACUAUUUACAGUAAAUAGAUCGACGCAGAUUGUCCUUAUCUUGCACCAUUGUGUUCGAAUAUAAUUUUGUUUGUCAAAGCCAGGUAGCUUUAUCAAAAUAACAUCUUUGUUAGUUACUAAGAGAUUGCUUCUACCACAUCCGUUGACUAUACGUUCAGAAUUGUUGACUGAUAAUUUCUGUAAACUUGCAACAUCAUCGACGCAGGUGUUAACUCUUGAGUGUCCGGAAAGAUUUUUAUUUAUUUGAUCCUGAGUUUAUCAGUCUUUAGGGAAGCCAGGUGUUCGUGAUUAGAUAUUAUCUGGUGAAUAAAUAGUCGCCUCUCGCCGGUCGAAAAUCAUUUCGGUCGCUGGAAGUACGCCAUCAUGAAAGUUCUAGUAUCCGCUUGUAUCAUCGCCGCGUUUUGCGUCGUGGAGUCUUUACAGUCGACCCCGCACAAUCCGUGUAAGGAUGGGCCCGCGCCCAAGGACUUGAGAGUGGUCGGAUGCGAGACAACUCCUUGCAACAUAAUCAGAGGGUCUACUAUGAAAGCUGAAUGGGAUUUCACCGCCAUCAAUGAUGCCAAAGCGCUAACACCCCGCGUGAGAGUUACGCUCGGAGGAGUUACGAUUCCUUAUCGGUAUCCCGAGCAAGAUGCGUGCAAGUCUUUGGUGAAGGGUGAUUGCCCAUUAGAAAAGGACGAACAGGCCACAUACGGUUUAAACAUGCCGAUAGAAAAAUCUUAUCCGCCUGUAGCUCUGAAGAUUGAAUUUGCUCUGCUCGAUGAGAACGAAAAGGUGCAUGUUUGCUUCAGCAUAAAUGGCAAAGUGACUAGCUAAUAAGCUCUCUCCUCAAGAUUUCGAUGAUUGUAAUACGCAUAUGUUGGCAAAACACUGAUUAUGAAAAUUAUAAGUUAUUAACUUCUCUUGUAAUAUAUCUUUAAUGUUUCUUAUAUUUCAUGAAUAUGUUACAAAACUUAUAUUUUAUAUCUAACCGAUGAGAGAUAUGCGAGAAAUUGAGAUUGAAUUGAGCGUUAAGAUAUAGCCGAAUCGUAUCUUGGUAGAAUUAACACAAACAAAAAUGAAGUUCACAAGUACUUCAUCGAAAUUGCUAGUAAUAACUUUGUCUUAAUAUCAUGACUUGUGAUAAAAGAAUGAUAAAAGUGAUUCGAUCAAGCGGCUGUAUCUUUGCGCUCCAAUCUUUAAUUUAACACCGUCAUAGAGAAUCGUCGGUAAAAGAUAUACUAUUUGCGAAAUAAAUUGUUUUAUUGAAUUA
This is a messenger RNA of Linepithema humile (Argentine ant), 1462 nucleotides long. Its product is annotated as NPC intracellular cholesterol transporter 2. Lineage: Eukaryota; Metazoa; Arthropoda; Insecta; Hymenoptera; Formicidae. The record is from RefSeq and is a predicted model, not a curated record. Gene Ontology annotation, molecular function: sterol binding. Gene Ontology annotation, biological process: sterol transport.